Messenger RNA from Astyanax mexicanus (Mexican tetra), 6446 nucleotides. It is a transcript of the gene smad4a, whose product is annotated as SMAD family member 4a. NCBI's taxonomy places the organism in Eukaryota, Metazoa, Chordata, Actinopteri, Characiformes, Acestrorhamphidae. Gene Ontology annotation, cellular component: heteromeric SMAD protein complex. Gene Ontology annotation, biological process: cell differentiation; anatomical structure morphogenesis; SMAD protein signal transduction. Bases 441 to 2075 code for a protein of 544 amino acids. The record is from RefSeq and is a predicted model, not a curated record. Gene Ontology annotation, molecular function: I-SMAD binding; RNA polymerase II cis-regulatory region sequence-specific DNA binding; DNA-binding transcription factor activity, RNA polymerase II-specific. The transcript is spliced from 12 exons.
CGCAGUUCUCCAUAUCGAAAUCAGGGCAGCUGCUGGGGCGUUAAGAUGGUGCCUGUGGACCGAGGCUCCGCUGUUUAUUUUAGUGUGAAGCUGCGCGUGUUCUCGCUUUUUCGUUAAAAACACGAUAUUGUGCGAGUCGCGGACACUUAUUCUGCGCUUGCGGGGGUCUGUGGAAGUUUGCCGGGCUCUGAAAGCUGCGGUUUUAGUCGGUAAACAGCUCCGUGGGCUGAAGUUUGAGCGGCGCGCUGCCGCUCCGCUCCGAACUCAGGAGAUCGGAUUUAAUUAACGGCUGAAGAAAGUGGAUUUAAAUCCGGAGUGAUUCGAUUCGCAUCGGCUGAGACUUGAAUGGACACACUGCUGCAGUCUGUGCUGGUGCUUUCGCCUCGCUGAACACCCGGUGAAACAGUUGUGAGGAGUCACGCAGUUGGAGACUGGUCAAGAUGUCGAUCACAAACACGCCCACCAGUAACGAUGCUUGCCUGAGCAUUGUGCACAGUUUGAUGUGUCACAGGCAGGGUGGGGAGAGCGAGACGUUUGCAAAGCGGGCCAUCGAGAGCCUGGUGAAGAAGCUGAAGGAGAAGAAGGAUGAGCUCGACUCUCUCAUCACUGCCAUCACCACCAAUGGAGCUCAUCCCAGCAAGUGUGUAACCAUCCAGCGCACUCUGGAUGGACGGCUUCAGGUGGCUGGGCGCAAAGGUUUCCCUCAUGUGAUUUAUGCCAGACUGUGGCGAUGGCCAGACCUCCACAAGAACGAACUGAAGCACGUUAAAUACUGCCAGUUUGCAUUCGACCUGAAGUGUGACAGCGUCUGUGUGAACCCUUACCACUAUGAGCGGGUGGUCUCAGCAGGGAUAGACCUUUCUGGACUGACACUGUCUGGUUCUGGUUCGCUGGUCAAAGACGAGUAUGACUACGAUUGUCCAUCAUCUUUACCCAGUUCUGAGGGACACAUCCAGACCAUUCAGCACCCUCCUUCUAGACCUGUGGCUCCAGAGGCCUUCAGCACCCCUGCUCUGCUUCCUGCAGCAGACGGCAGCAGCUCGGCCUCCUCCUCCGCCUUCUCCAGCAUUGCGGUGGGACCCACAACUCAUUCCAAUAGUCUUCUCUCAGGGAGCCAUAGCAGCGAGAGUCUGCUACAGAUUGCUUCAGGGACAGGGCAGGGAACGCAGCAGAAUGGCUUUCCUCCAGGACAGACCUCCACGUACCACCACAAUACCACCUCCACCUGGACAAGAAACAACAAUUUUACACCCACUGUGCCUCACCCACAGAAUGGACACAUACAGCACCACCCACCUAUGCACCACCCUGGACACUACUGGCCAGUUCACAAUGAAAUAGCAUUUCAACCUCCUAUUUCCAACCACCCUGCUCCGGAGUACUGGUGCUCCAUCGCCUAUUUUGAGAUGGAUGUACAGGUGGGGGAGACCUUUAAGGUUCCUUCGAAUUGCCCCAUCGUCACUGUGGAUGGGUAUGUGGACCCUUCAGGUGGAGACCGCUUCUGUCUGGGCCAGCUGAGUAACGUGCACAGAACUGAAGCCAUUGAGAGAGCAAGAUUGCACAUCGGUAAGGGCGUCCAGCUGGAGUGUAAAGGUGAGGGUGACGUGUGGGUGCGGUGCCUGAGCGAUCACGCUGUCUUCGUUCAGAGCUACUACCUGGACCGAGAGGCCGGCCGUGCUCCUGGAGACGCCGUGCACAAGAUCUACCCGAGUGCGUACAUCAAGGUGUUUGACCUGCGGCAGUGCCACCGGCAGAUGCAGCAGCAGGCGGCCACAGCUCAGGCAGCGGCUGCAGCACAGGCAGCAGCAGUGGCUGGUAAUAUCCCUGGACCUGGAUCUGUGGGAGGAAUCGCACCUGCAAUCAGUUUGUCUGCAGCUGCAGGGAUUGGUGUGGACGACCUGCGCCGGCUGUGUAUCCUGCGGAUGAGCUUUGUGAAGGGCUGGGGGCCGGACUACCCCAGGCAGAGCAUUAAGGAGACGCCGUGUUGGAUCGAGAUUCACCUCCACCGGGCCCUGCAGCUGCUGGACGAGGUGCUGCACACCAUGCCCAUCGCCGAUCCUCAGCCCCUGGACUAAAAGCUCAUCUUCCCUUGUUGCACCUCCUACUGUUAGAACCCUGAGGAUCUGAACUGAGUGGACUUUUUUUUAAUCCUCUCCUAUAUCAAUUUCUCGUUUUUCUUUUUUUCCUCGUUUUUCCUUUUGGAAGUGCAACCAGACAACUUCAAGCCGCUGAACUGUGUGAGCCAGUGCUGAUGAGCCCGUCCAACGCCAGCCUUCAUCCUUGUGUUAAAAACCCAGAGAAAAGGCAGAGUGAAAGAUGAAGAUCUGUUGCCUUGCCUUUCUUUAAGUGGACUUUUUAAAGUGGGCUUUUUAUUAUUGGAACAAGGAUGGAACGUUGGUACCAUUUGAUGCAACUAUAACUUGUCACUUUUUGCAUCUCACAAAUAAUAGUAAAACAAAAAUACACAGAGAGCAAUGGUGGCAAGUACCAUAUGCACUGCUGGAUGGACCUAAAGUGAUCUAGGAAAAUAGGAUUCUGAAAUGGUGCACCGAUUCUGGUUAAAGAAACAAUGGAAAAGAUGUGAUUUUCUGCAUAUAAACUUUUUUUUCGUAUUGUUUUAUUUUUUCUUUUUCAGUUGGCUGAACACCGUGCCUUUGAACAAAGACGUUCAGGGACACCGUGUAAGUUUGAGUACCAGAGGAGUUGAGAUUAUCACUGCUUUACAGGGUAAAAUCUGAUGAAAUACGUCAUUGGCUUAUUGAUCCGUCAUAGUUACUGACCUGUGUAUUAAUAAUGUAGUAAUUUGAGCUGGAAUUGGGCUGUUUUGAGGAUUUAUACAAAAGAUAAAAGCGAAAAAAGAGAACAAAAGAGAAAAGUGGACACGCUAGGGCUGAUUUAAUGCAUUAUUUUUAUCAUCACAAUAGGAGUUUUCGUGAUGAUAGACACAUAGAAAGAGCUGUGAUCAUUACAAAUCUUACUCUGUGUGAAAGAGAACCUUAGCUCCAGCAUUUCAAAGGUCUUCACACAAUGUUUUUCUCAAGAGUUUCUCCUUCUUUCCUGUGAUGGUAGAACAGAACAGAACAGAACGGUUAUUCUAUACGUUUUUUAAUCCCAGUAUUCGCUCCACAGUGUGUGCAGUGUCUGUAAACUCUGUAUUAGGUCAGUUUUAUAGGAAGAAAGUCUAUUCAAGCUCCUCUUGGUCUGUAAAAUAUGCUGCAGGUAAGGUAAGCUGUGCGAGUCCGUUUCAGGUCAAAUUCAUCAUUUUUUUUCCCUCCUUUUUUUUUUUUUUUAGCUAAAUGAUGGCAUGAUUGCUGAAUAUAGCACUUUAUUGAUGUGUCCCCGCCCCUCCUUUUUUCACGACAGAAUCACUCCCUCAUCCAUCAGCAGAACUGUGCUGUACCGCCCAAAUAUUAAAGGGGAAUUCUGUUUUCAUGAGUCACCAAGAGUUUUACUAAAAGAGAAAUUAAAGCAUGUUGAACACAAAGUGAGAGCACCAUAACAGAUAAUUUGUAUACAAAUUUGUGUGACAUGUCUAGAUUGUAAUCUAGAUUAUUUCAGAUCAGUUCAGUCUGUUGAUCAGACAUUGAUAAGAUGAACAAAGCUAGAUGACUACAUGAAAAGACUACAUUAAAAUGAUGGAAUUCUUACCUUUACUGUAAAUUUCAAGUCGCUAACCAUAUUAUCGUAAAAUUUAAUGCCACAAAAAACAAAUUUUAUAACAUAUUAGUAUAAAAAUGUGCUACUUAUGUUUCAUAAAGAGUGACUCCUUGCUUUACAAUGAUUGACUAAAAAAGCCAAUCAAAUUUUGGGUGUAAUUGAAGGUAAUAGCUUUAUUGGAAAGCAUCUUUUUAUGUUUUUGUCACAAUAUUUCUGGUUGCUGUGAGGUAAAAAAAAAAAACUUGCAGGUUCUUAAAUUUGUCAUUGGUUUAAAAUUCAUGAAGAUCUAUAACAUAACUGAUAUUAUACAAAUUUAAGAUUCUAUUAAAAUUAAAAGAAAAUCUGUGUAAUUUAGCUGUUAAGCUAUACAAGUCACUAAUUAUAUUAUUGUGAAAUUUAAUGCCACAAAAAACACAUUUAUAAAGCAUAUUAGUAUAAAAUUUGGCUACAAAUGUUUCAUAAAGAAUGACUCGUUGUUUUACAACAGUUAACUAAAAAAGCCAAUCUGAUAAAUGAAGGUAAAUGAAGGUAUUGGCUUUAUUGGAAAGCAUUUUUUUAUGUUUUUGUCACAAUAUUUAUGGUCACUGUCAGGCAAAAAAAAAACCUUUUUUGCAGGUUCUUAAAUUUGUCGUGUUUAAAAAUUCAUGAAAAUCUAUAACAUAAAUUCUAUACAAACGGCAAUGUAAAAUUCCAAUUACACCUGGUUACAUCAUGUGAAUAGACUAAAAUCUAAUGUGGGAUUUAAUAUGCAAAUUAGCUCAUUUGCACAUUAAUUAUUACUGGUGUUUCGGUUGUCCUGGGUGGGAUUUGGUAGCUAAAUGCAUCGAGAGAGAGAGAUGUGUUUACACUGCUAUAAAUGCAUCUUGCGUCACCUUCUUAAGGGGUUUGAGGGAUUUACAGAUUUGUAUCUGGUUUAAACGUGUAUUGGGUGCGUUCACACUUGCAUUGUGAUGCGGUUUGGCUUUAUCCAGAUUUAAUCCUGAUGCUCAAGACGAUAUGCAUAGGGCAACCAGUGUAAACAGGCUCUUGUGUCAUUUACAUUAGUAGAUAGUAGAUUUGACGAAUUUAGCUUUUUAGUUUCUUUAAUUUUUUCACAUCAAACUAAUCUGAACAACCUUGUUCAAUUUUACGUGAAUUUUAUGUGAAUUCUGAAAACCUGUCAGAGUUCCCCUUUAAUUAAAGCGGCAUCAUCAGGACAUGUAAAUCAGCCUUUGACAGCAUUCUUUUUUUCUUUUCUUUUUUUAAUUAAAUUUUUUAUGUAUUGUCAUUGUUCGUACAUCUGAAUGCACGUUUAAAGGGCUUGUAAUGUGAGGUUUUUCCCAAACUCGACUCUUGCUCACUUUCUUUAAAAGUAAGAAUCGAGAGACUUCACUGUGCGGACUCCUAAAAAAGAAAAAAAAAUCAUAACAUUUCAUAACAUCGGUUUUGUUUUUUUAAUCCCAUGCUAUAACAGGAUAUCCAGGUUCAGCAGUGAAUCGUAAUAAAUUUUAAUAAUAUUUUGAUUGAAAAUGAACUGGAAGCCAGGUAUGUGUGUGUGAGUGAGAGAGAACACUAAAAGCCAUAUGAAAUUAUACUAUAGAUGAUGAUGAUGAUGAUGUCAGUAUUACUCGCAGCUUGUUUGUGUAUUUUUGACUGACUGAAGUAUCAGCUUGUGAGAGUUUAGACAAUCCUGUGAGCUCGGCCUGUUUUAGACUGGGCUUAUUUAGAGAAACUGUGUCCUUUUGCUACUUUAACUUUGAGCAGCCUGGUUGAUAACGUCGUGUUGGUUUGUAUGAAACGGUUUAGCAAUUUAAAAACUCACUUUAAAUAGGAAAACAUGGAGAUGUCUGCAGCUGCAGUUUUGCUCUUUCAGGUAGAUGAUCAGUUUCAUCAAAUUAUUGAAAUAUAUUUGAAAGUAGAAUGUUGAAUCAGUUCUGCUGUCUGAGUAAUUUUUUUUACACGUUAGUAGAACAGGGGUAAAACAUAACGAUUCACAACAGUCGUAAUGUUUUAUCAUGUGGGGUUUCAAAUCAACACACUUUACACAAGACUUACAUUUUUUGACUGUGAUUACUCGUUAGUCCAAAUUAUUUUACAGCAGCAUUGUCGAGUAGCAUCACAGCGCUAACGCUCGGAGGAAAGCGCAGCGACUCGGUUCUGAUACAUCAGCUCACAGAUGCAGCCUCGUGCUGAUCUACGUACAUCACCCUAGGAGUGAUGAGGGGAAAAAAGCGCCAUCUGCCCACUUAGAGAGAACAAGGUCAAUUGUGCUCUCUCAGGGCUCCAGCAGCUGAUAGCAAGCUGCAUUACUGGGUUAAGCAUUUGUAUUUAACAUUUGUAUGCUUAACUUGUUCUUUAGAUUUGAUAAUAUUUACUGAUGGUUGGUAUUAUUUUAAUAAACACAACUUGGAGCGCAAAAAAAAUAAUUAAAUGAAAACAUUGUGGACAAAAUGAGUAAUGACUAAAUCUGUUUAACUUUCUCAAAAUGUGACCUUGAGCUUUUAAACCAAUGGUCAUUGCUUUAAAAGCACAAGUUUACAUUUUUAGGAAGAUACUCAUUAUUCAUUUUUUGUCUGGUAUUUUUCCAAUGGCCCCUAAAGUGCUGCAUAUCACCUAAGAUAGGGGAGCGUUUUAUAAUCAUAUAAAAAGUUACGUUUUAUACAAUUUUAAUGAAAUGUUAUCCUUUAAAAAAUAUAUAAAAAGGUAAAGAACCCCUGGUUUAAUGGGUGAUGAUAGCCUGCCUCUACUGUACCUAUAAUUGGCCCGAAAAUCAUGUUGAAUUAAAUAUCUAUUAAAUUCAUUUGAACUCA